Cyprinus carpio (common carp) is the source of this 1659-nucleotide messenger RNA. RefSeq names its product leukotriene B4 receptor 1-like. Gene Ontology annotation, biological process: G protein-coupled receptor signaling pathway; immune response. NCBI's taxonomy places the organism in Eukaryota, Metazoa, Chordata, Actinopteri, Cypriniformes, Cyprinidae. The record is from RefSeq and is a predicted model, not a curated record. Gene Ontology annotation, molecular function: G protein-coupled receptor activity. Gene Ontology annotation, cellular component: membrane.
AUGACCAUGGAGUACCAGAACAUUUCUAACAGCUCUCUGUUUGCCCGUACCUCAGUGGAGGAGCUAGUAUCCAGCCCUGUUCUGGGAUUGUGCUGUGCUCUGGGUGUACCAGGUAAUAUAGCGGUGCUGGUCAUGCUCACCCAUCAUUUAAAGGAGGGCAGUUUUACCCCCAAACUGAUGCUGAGUCUGGCUGUCUCGGAUCUAUUGAGUCUGAUUUCUCUGCCUGUGUGGAUCUAUGCCCUCCUGAGGGGCUGGGUUUUUGGCCAAGGUCUUUGUAAGUUAUUUUCUUAUGUAGUGUACUGGAGCCUCUACAGUAGUGUGCUUUCAGUCACCUUGUUGAGUGUGCAAAGGUACCUGCAGGUGCUGUAUCCACAGCGAUGGGCAAAACUUGGACAGAAGGGCCAAAAGGGACUGAUUUUUGGGAUAUGGACAUCCAGUGGAGCUCUGGCUUCUCAUGCUCUUUAUUUCCGAAACGUGAAGCAGAAGAAGGACAUGCUUUUACACUGUUAUCAGGAUUAUACAAAUAAACAAGAACAAGUAGCUGUCUUACUUGUAGAGACUCUAGUGAUGUUUGUUGUUCCUCUCUUCAGCCUGUUGUUCUUCUACCUUCGACUUCAUCAACGGAUAAGCCAGUCAUCUUCCUUCAAAAGCCACAGGCUGACCAAACUGGCCGUCAGAAUCGUAGUGGUCUUCUUCAUAUUCAGCACCCCCUGUAUGAUCAACAACCUGGUCUUAAUGGCAUUGUCAUGGGAAUCAGAUGUCAGCAACAAUGUAACCGGGGCUCUUUUCUUUAUCAACAGUUGUGUGAACCCCUUUCUUUAUGCCUUUUCAGCUCGAACCCUGUGAUGCAGAAGAAAAAGAGCAUUCAGUCAAGCCACAACAACAUCAGAAUGAAACUGAAAAUGGUAAGGAAUGUGGUCAUGCUGAGGCAGGUAAACGAUACUCGUCUUCUGACUGCAGCUUUUAAAGAGAGAUGACCUUUCUGACCACACAAUAAAGGAACUUCAACCUCUACACAAAGAAGAAGGAUGCCAACAAAGACUUAUUUUUUGUUGUAAUUUGUUGUUUGAAUUAAAGUCUAAUUGAAAGUGGUUAUACAACAGUUUGGUUUGUGUCUGUAAACAUAUUUUUCAAAGUUGUAAAAAAGGAUUAUCGGAGUAGUUUUUACAAGAAAGUACUGUUUCAGACUUUCUAUUUAAAUAUUCACAUUAAGUUCAAUGUGUUUCUUGCGGUUUCUUUGUCAAUUUCCUUUGUGAAAUUUACUAGCAAUUUUUAGUUUCAAAGUACACCCAACACCAGCACAUUGUUCAGUGUAAAUUUUAACUGUCUGUCAUGACUGUUUAUUGAGGAAAGUUGUGUGAUUUAAAUGUUUUGCUAAUUUUACACAUUUUAUUAUUUACAAUAGCCUAUCUGCUGGUCGGAAAAACCUUUUUCAUUUUUGCUUUUUUACAAACUGCUUAAAUUCUGUCAAAAAUACCACAAUAGCUAUUGGGGCCAAUAGUGUUUAAUGGACUGCAUGUUUUUUCUUGGGCAUAGGCCGCUGGUGCAAAUAUCCAGUGGAAGGUUUUUUUUGUUUGUUUUUUUUGUAUACAUUAUUGCAAGAUGUACCAUGUGCCUAUACAGAAACGGACUUUUAUAAAUAAACACACUGUACCCGUA